Messenger RNA from Notodromas monacha, 1281 nucleotides. Lineage: Eukaryota; Metazoa; Arthropoda; Ostracoda; Podocopida; Cyprididae. The record is from the annotation of a GenBank genome assembly.
AGCAGCAGCAUUUAGUUGGUCUGUGCUCUGUGGUGGUUCUCUCGUCCUCGUUCAUCGCAGAUCGGAAAGCUUUCAAUAAUUCAUUUUUUUUUUCAUUUCGCGCUGCUGCUGCCGGCGAAGUUUGCCCGGUAAAUUUGCCGUGAAUCAAUUGGGUAAAAAAAAAAAAAAAAUGCCGGCGAUGAGGAGGGAAAAGUGAUGGUGGGUGACGCAGUUUGGAGUCCUCCAAAACAGCAGCUUCGGGCUGUGGUUCGAGUCGUGGUCGCUGUUGCCAUCGGCUCCACUUCCGUGUCUUCCACGCAGCGCAAAUCCGUCGUGUUCCGCUUAUUUGCCAUUCCCUUGGCGAUAACCACGGCCAUCUUGGUGCUUUACUGCCAAUUCUGGAGGGGUCCAGCAUCAGCAGCAGUAGUCAUAAGAGAGCAUCAGCGGGAUAAUGACUUAUUGUUGGCCAACAAUAACCGAGUGUUCCAUGUCAACCAAGGGGCUCGGGUCUUGAGUGUCGGUCAUAUUCCGGUCCAGGAGUUUGCCCCUGAAGAUUACGAGGACUCCCAUGAACUGGUGUUUCGGCUGAAUGAUGCCCCAACAGCAGGCUAUGAAGCAGAUGUGGGCAAGACUACAUCCAUUCGCAUCCUCAACAACAAUGUGUGGAGAAACUCUUACAACCCAACAAAGGACAGAGACAAGGGGUUCCAUUCAAACCCCAUGUACCACAAUGUUGUCUUGACAGUCUGGGAAGCAUGUUUGAGAAGAGGGCCUUUCUCUUCAUGUUUGAGUGAAAUAGGAACCCCAUAUGUUCGCAAGGGAAAGAAAGAAAAGGAUGAUACUAUUCAGCCAUAUUUCAAGAGGAGACAAGAGUUCCCAGAAGAACUGUUUUACUUUAUGAACCCAGACAUGCUGUGGGACAUGUGGGACAUGCUUCAGUACUUUUCUCCUGUACCAAUUGUGCCCAGAAUUCCAAGCACAGGUUUCCUUGCUGUGUUUGUUUCUCUGUGGCAUUGCAAGAUGGUGGACCUGGUAGGAUUCACACCCACUGUCAGGUUCCAAAGGGGCAAAGGAGGUGACCAUUACUUUGAUGCUUAUUCCUCUGGAGAAUGGGGAUCCUUCAAUCUAUUUCAUCCAAAGGCAACAGAGAUGUCGCUCUUGUACAAGCUCAACUCCUUGCCAGAUGAUGACGUUUUCAUCAAGGGGGUCAUGAGGUUGACUGGUUUUUCCUCUGUAGAUUGCACCAAUUCAAAGUUUGCAUGACAGCAGGGAAAUAAAUCCACUAUAUUUUUAUUGCGUCUA